Fusarium odoratissimum NRRL 54006 is the source of this 3590-nucleotide messenger RNA. RefSeq lists its product as uncharacterized. Gene Ontology annotation, molecular function: copper ion binding; oxidoreductase activity. The coding region runs from base 495 to 1985 and encodes 496 amino acids. The transcript has 3 exons. Lineage: Eukaryota; Fungi; Ascomycota; Sordariomycetes; Hypocreales; Nectriaceae. The record is from RefSeq and is a predicted model, not a curated record.
GUCCUAGCCUUCCCCUUUCUAGUUGAACAUCUGCUAGCUUAGCCCUAACCACCUUGAAAUUUAAAUAUUGUUUCUUGGGCGUCACCAUCGUUGUUUUAGGAGUGUGGUUAAAUAAAGGACAUCCAUUUAGCAAUGAAUAAGCCCCAACCUAUUUAUAAAGGGCUGAUUUUAUAGGGAAGUAGCUACUUGGCUCAGCAUUGAGAAAUGCAAGUUGACGUUUUCAGGUGGCCAUUUCGGGCUCACCAAUGAUCAGGGCUAUGGAAUCAAGGUCAACCACUAAACCAUGUCCGCCCCAUCAUGCGUCAGUAACAGCUGUCAUAUUACAAAGCACUCAAACAUAGAUCUCCGCGCUCUAGUACUAUUUUGUGAGCCAUAUCAUGGCCUGGUAAUCGCAGUAUAAAGAUCGACCAGGUCUGAUUACUGCUAGAGUUUGGAUAAUCUGAACCAACAAUUAUUCAAUAUUUGCAACUACUUCCACUUUAUCCUAUUUCACUAUGUCUCGCAUGGUGACGACAUGCUGGACCCUUGCUCCAGUAACCAGUCAACUGCUUCCUAUUGCCAGUAGAGCUGCUGCUUCUACUGCUUUCAUCAGAAACCUCUCACUUCCAGCCAGGCGGGCUCCGGUGAUCGGAGCCAGAUCCUUUUCAUCGAAUACUAGGUCCAAUAGUCGAGUCAGUAAUCUUCGUCUUACUCCAGCGCUGGCUGUAUCCACGGGGCUUGCCCUCAGUUACUAUCUUUACCAACGAGGCCCCCAGCCAGUGAAGCUGGGCCUGGCGCCAGAGAAGCCAGAGAAGCCAAAAUGUGCCCAUUGCGUGGACGAGAAGCCAGAGGUGAUCCAAGAAAAGGCUGUUGGAUGUUGUGAAGACGAACAAACCACUACGUACCAGGAGAAGCCUCUUUCAUGCUGCGUCGAUGAUGAGGCAUCCAUAGCCAUGGUACCUGCUAUUGGCGGAGAUCAUAAGCACAAGAUCUUCGAGACAGUUGACGACGAGACAUUGCUGAUCUCAAAGCUCCCCAAAGAAGACGCCAUCCUCACAACGGCGCCAAAUGUUCCUCCUUCUAUCACAAGAGACCAUCCUGCUCUUGUCAGGGUUCCGCUGGUAACUACAACUAAGCUAGCGCAGCUGACCAGCCAGUAUAAAUACGAACAGUGGACUUUCAACGGCACUGUCCCUGGCCCUUUCAUUCGGGCCAAAGUCGGAGAUGUCGUGGAGCUGAGCCUCACGAAUAAAGACCCCGCAGGCAAUCCUCACAAUAUCGACUGCCACGCAUUCACUGGCCCUGGUGGUGGUGCCGCUGUCACUACCGCUGAAGAGGGCGAAACCAAGGUCGGUCGCUUCAAGCUCCUUUACCCCGGUCUCUACGUGUAUCAUUGUGCCGCCGCGCCUGUCCCCGUUCACAUUGCCAACGGCAUGUACGGCCUCAUGUACGUGCAGCCGGAAGGCAAUGACCUACCACCCGUGGACAAGGAGUAUUAUGUUAUGCAGAGCGAGUUCUACCAUGAGCCACCAGAGGUUGAUGAUGACGGUCGACGAUCCGAAAUUGUUGAGUUCUCAUAUCCCAAUGGUCUUCGUGAAGAACCCCAAGUCGUUACCUUCAACGGUAGCGAGUCUGCCUUGACAAGAGAUCAUCCUCUCAAGGCUCAUGUCGGUGACGAUGUGAGAAUCUUCUUCGGAAAUGCUGGACCAAACCUGACUAGUUCAUUCCACAUCAUCGGCACGCACUUCAAGAAUGUGUACCGAGAUGGUGGCGUGACCAGCAACCCAUCAAAGGGUAUUCAGACCGUUUCUGUUCCUUGCGGUGGGUCAACGAUCGUCGACAUGAAGAUGGCUGUCCCAGGAACGUAUACACUGGUUGACCAUUCCAUUUUCCGUUUAGACAAGGGUGCAGUGGGCUUUCUCAACGUUUCUGGACCGCAGAAUCCGGGGGUCUACCAGAGUUCCCAACCGCCAAGGCCAUGUGUGGGUUGCAAAUUGCACUCCUGAUCAGAUCAUGGACUUCUUUGAAAUGGAGCUAGCAGGUAUGAGCAGCGGCUGAAUAGCUAUAGGUUUAGCAUCUCCGGCUUUCGGGGUGACGACUUGAUCCGCCUUCUACCUGUCUUUUUGGGUUUAGUUUGGUUGAGGGUACAGUUUGGGUGGGGACAUCGUGUAUGAAGGUAUUCACAGGAGCGUUGUCAAUGACUUAUGAGGUUCAAGAGCGAAGAAGGUUAUCUCAAGAGUUGAUGACUUGAACGGUUUCAGUUUGAUUACAUCCAUAUUGGAGAGGUUUUUCAUUGGCGUCAUGCACUUUUCUUAGCUUAAUGCAUCUAGUAUGAUGGAUGGUUCAAAUUGAGGCAUCAGAACACUUUCUAGAUAUCUUGUAUGCCAGGUGCAACAUCGAAUCACCAAGGUUCGUUUUCUCAUCAGUGCCAGGCAUUCACCACAUGGUUUUAUAUACAAUGGCGCCUGUUGCAAUUCCAACAGCAGAUAAGACAGCGACUCCUGACAAGGCACUCAUCAGAUAUCGUUUAGUGACUUCUGCCUCAUGAUUCUCCCAGCCAGAAGCUUUAUUGACGUGAGGAAAUGGCCCGUCAGGAACUGGCUUAUCUAAGAACUUGCACAAAGGUUCCCACCCGUCUUCGACAGUCCAUUCGAGGAGCUUUUCUUUCGGAACGAGGCCGCGGAUCAUGUUGCAGUGUUCUAUGGUUUGGUUAGUACUGCCAUUCUUGACGAUCAUUGAGGCACUUCUUGGAACGUAAUGCGAGUUACCUACCCUUGUAAACCCAUUUGCCAUUCCUCGCAAUUCCUGUCUCAAUGUUGCCGUCCAGGGCUCGAAACAGGCCGGGCCACAUAAACCGUUCAUAAACAUGCCAGCCCCAGAACGGUAUCUUCCCGAGACAAGACAAUAUAUAUAGAGCCCAAUUCUCAUGGACGCUCACUAGAGUCUUCACAGCACUCUCGUGCCACGCAUCCAAGUCUCUGCGGUAGUUUAGGACAACCUUCGCAUCGGGGUAUGCGGCGAUGAGUUCGGCCGCAAACACUGAGCCUGCGGCAUCUGUGACAGCUACAGAGUGUCCGAGGACCUCGUCAAACUCUUCUUUUGUAAUGGUAGUGUUGCCAUCGAGCGAGCCGAACCAUCUCCGCUAUCGAACCCAUUUCGAUGAGUAAUUUGGCGUCUCGUACACGAUGUCCCAGCCGUGAUAGGUGUGAUCGUAUCCAAGCUUCAAAAGCGCGGUCUGGAGAGACUCGGUCGCAGACCUGGGUAAGCCUACGCAGAGCACCUCCAUAGGCUUCGUGCGUUUUCGCGGCGGAGGUUCUGGCGCUGCAUAGACAUAGUUUUCGAGGAAGCGCCACCACCAACUGUUGAGAGACGGCAUUUUACCGUAUUUUCCGUUGUCGAUGUAUGUUGUAGGAUAAUUAGCAUGGUUAGGAUGAAACCACGUAAGGUCGAUGGCGUAGAGUCAGACAUGGGGUCUUGACUGGGUAAUCACGAGGUCUCAGCCGACGCCUUCGUAUUCUUGCAUGAAUAGUAUGUAUAUGUGCAUAUCUUUCAUUAAGCAGCUCGAAACUCUUUAUAUGUCUCAUUCUAGUCCCUGCUUUCCCACUGAGCCC